This is a messenger RNA of Cimex lectularius (bed bug), 942 nucleotides long. RefSeq lists its product as uncharacterized. The record is from RefSeq and is a predicted model, not a curated record. NCBI's taxonomy places the organism in Eukaryota, Metazoa, Arthropoda, Insecta, Hemiptera, Cimicidae. The transcript is spliced from 5 exons. The coding region runs from base 92 to 880 and encodes 262 amino acids.
ACGGCUAUUUGCUUGAACUUUACCCGUUGGCCGUUGCCGCCCUCCUUUUGUUUAAAUGUUGCUAAGGGCCAGUUGAUUUUCUCCACUGAAUAUGUUGACACGAAGGGAAAAUCUUCUUAUUCGGCCCUGGCAAGAAAGGAGAUACAUCCAGCACAGGCAGAAGGUAAAAUCGGCUCUUCCUGCGAUCGAUACGACACCACCUCCAUUCCGGGAACACGUAUCAUGCAAAUUGAAAAAAAUACAGAAAGAAUCAGAGAGGUGUACGCAAAUAAUUUCGGACAAUUUCACACUCCUCCAGCACCUGUCGAACAUAAUGAUCACUACGAGGGUUGAUCACUUUUGGGAAGAACCGCCACCGAAUUUUUUGCAGCGUGUUGGCAUUUACACGUCGGUCAUGGACACAUUGCCAGAGAUUGCGGUAGAUGAGGAAGAUCAUACGGACAAAAAGACGAGGAAGGACAAGUGUUUUGCCUGCAGCCCAGAAAGAAACAAAAUCAAGACAUCACCUGAAGAAAGGAUGCCUUUCAGUCCUCCGAAACCAAGGUUGACAAAGAGAGCAGAAUCACCUCCAGACUGGGAAUCACAAUAUGUAUCAAGGUGUGCAGUUGAUAAACCUGAAUUUCGUGGCCAGAUGUGGAAAAAGCCGUUGAAAUCGAAGCCAGUGUCCAAAAGAAAGAAGACUCCCAAAGGAAACAUUGAAAAUAUUCUAAAGGAAGAAACACAAAGCAUUGUCUUGUCAAGAGGAGGUCUGAGCCUCUCGGUCAAGUUUCCUCCUCAUACAGGAAUUGUGUUCAAUGACAAUUCUAAGCCCAAAGUUAUUCAGAAAGAUUUCUGCGAAUGCAAAUCUUUCCCAAAGGUCAAACAUAAGUCAAAAUCGUAGCAUUCUUGUUUUGUACUUGUUUUGUAACUAAUGUAGAAAUAAACUAACAAUUAAAUUAUCAA